AUGCAGACUGAGGGCAGGUCCAAUGAUCCGCAGGACACGAUAGAUUCUAUUACUACCAACGGCCAGCAUGAUUCAAAAAUAGCUAUCCCCACUCUGGAGAACCAGUCACAAACUCCGACGAUUGAAAAAUCAUCAACAACAACUGACACAACAAAUACAGCAAAAUCAGCAAAACCUUCCACGACCUCUCAACAAAAACCCUAUAAGAAACGAAAUAGAACGCCUGCCUCGUGUUCUGUAUGUCGGAGCAGAAAAGCCAAAUGUGAUAGAGCAAGACCUACAUGUGGGUCUUGCUUGAAGAAAUCCAUUGCACAUUUAUGCUACUACGAAUCUCCCAACGGUCCAUACCAGCAUCACCACAAUUACUACCCACCAAACCAGUACAACGAGUAUCACAACUAUCAGCCGCAGCACCCACAACAACAACAACAACAACAACAACAACAACAACAGCCACCACCACAACCAUUUGCACCUGCACUUCAACAGCAGGGAAUAAAUCCUUCUCCCCAUCUUCACCCUCACCCUCACCCUCCACCUCCAUCAUCAUCAACACCAUCCGCUCAUGGUGGCGGGCUCCCACUUCCGAUAAUGAACAAGCAAGGACUGUUCCAAGCCCCAGUGCCACCCGCGCCAUUCCAUCUUCAACAUAAUGAACUUGGAACCAACACCAAUAAUACAAUCACUGACCAAAACGGUGUAAUUAUGCAACACCCGCAUCUUCCGCCUCAAAUGUACAACCAAGUACCACAAUCACCAUUUUCAUCAGACCCCGCAAACCACCUAACGCCCAUGCCAUACCUACAAUACCUGCAACAAGGACACUACCCACACCUGCAACGACUGCCAAGUGCAUUGUUUCCACCUUCAUCUGCUGGCUCGCCCAACUUCCAACUGCUACCACCACCACCACCACCACCACCACUACCAUUACCACCACCGGCAUUGUCUCAACAACAACAACUGCUGCUGGUGCUGGUGCAGCAGCAGCAAAAGAACGGCCUAGGUAGCGGUGGUAACAACAACAAUAGCAAUAACAACAAUAACAGAAUGUCAUCAACGCCACUGUUGCCCAUGCCUACUCCGCCUUUGCAUGGAAAUAGUACUAAUGGCGGAAACACUCUAUUUGAUGCACGGCCAAACCUUGUGAGUCCAGGAAAAACACCCAAUUCUGCAGAAUUGAAAAGUGCAAGCCAUCAUACAUCGCUUUCGGGAUUACCUUUGCCUCAGCCACCUUCUGGUCCAAUCAACACUAAGGAGAAUAAGUCAGACAAAGUUGACCUAGACCUAAACCAAUCCACAAAACCAGGCUUACAUGAUCAUGACCCUAGUCCUCGUUCAUUUUCCAAAUUUACCGAUGGCCAAUCGCCUGGUGGGAAAUACUUGUCACAACAGCCAUCACCAUUAGGGCCAGGAUUCAAUCAUGCUUCGCCGCCAAUUGCGAGAUUAAAAUCACUUGCUUCUGAAUCUUAUAUCUCGCCAAACUCCAACAGUUACAAUUCAAAACCGAAACAAUCAGUGUCUAGCCCCUUGGGCUACUCAUUUGAAAAAACACAACCAAACUCAAUUCAAUCACAAAUAUCACAAGUAUCACAAGCGUCGCCAGGAUCGGACCAUAGUGCCGGAACUGCGCCUUCAUUUUCCACCAACGCACUAGUCUCGAUCCCACUAGGACCAAAUUCAUCAUUGCAAGUGAGUCCCGAUGACCGGAUCAAUGUGUUUGCAAAUGCAAGCAACGCUUUAGGUGUUGAAGGCUUAACUAUACAACUACAAGGUGCUUUAUCCUAUGUUGGUCUCACCAAAUGUGAUCCAUUCAUCACGAUAUUGAGAAACUUUACCCUUCAUUUAUUUAGAAACGGAGAAAUGGCUAGUUUUAUCGCAAAUGACCUGACCAAGAAAAGACGGCUCUCCAAUGAAUCUUCGACAAGAUCCUCAAGACAUGGAGGGUCUACAUCUGUGGGAACUACAUCGAUGAAGAGACCGAAACUCGAUCCUUUGGGAUCCCCCAAUAGUGAGCGUAAACUAGGAGAGAAUAAUACUGGUGGCGACACAGCUUCUACAGCAACAGCAGCAGAAACAGCAACAGCAAUGGGAGUCAGCAGAUCAGCAGACUCGAUCAAUGUUGAAAAUGGAAACUUUACAACCAGCUUCAGCAAUAACAAUAGCAAUAGCAAUAAUAGUAACGGGUCAAAGAGUCGAUCGCAACCAAUGUCAUCUUUUGACUUGGCAUCACCUUUAAACCUGUAUUCACCUUCAGUUCCGGGAAAUUUGGCUGCAACCACAGUACAAGCUGUGAAUAACAAAAACAACAACGUUUCAUAUAUACCAUCAAUGGAGAAGUUUUAUACUGGAAGACAGGGUAAAAAGAGCUAUUUUGCUCUAGUGGAAAGAGUCAUUGUUGACUUGUUGCCAACACAAAUCAACUCAUUCCAUUUAUUUUGUCGGUUUUUCAAAUAUAGUCACCAAUUUAUACCCAUAUUUGACGAGAACAAACUCAUUGUUGAAUUGAAUCAAAUUUUUAAACAUUUUCCUACUUUUUCAAAAGAAAAAUGGUCAAACUUGAAUAUUCGUAAUGAUCAUGACUUGCGCACAUUGGGUGUUUUUCUUUUAAUGACCAGAUUGGGUUACAUGAGUUUGAUUCACAAUGAUAAUGUAUACAAUGACUAUACUGAAGACGAACUUUCGAUGAUUGCAGAUAUGGAACAUAUUACGUCGCUGGAGUUUACUCGUGCAAUUAACAUGUGCAUAGGUGAUGCACUAACUGCGGCAAAAUCCUCAUUUAAGCUCGUACAAUUACUUGCAUUGUACUAUUUUUACAAGGAAAAUUCUAAUGAGGAUGGACAUGGGAUUUGUGGUGCAGACUCACAAACCUUGUUGGGGAUCACUAUGCGUCAUGCAUUGCUGAUUGGGCUUAACCGAGAUCCUACUUCUUAUAUGGGCCACGACUCCAUCUCGAAGAACACGGCAUUAAUCAAAACAUGGCGUUACCUUUGGCAUUACCUCGUGUGCACUGAUGCAGUAAGCUCGUUGCACAAUGGUACAAAUCUCAACUUGAUGAAUUUGGACAUGAGUGAUGUACAAGCACCAUACGAGUCUAAGGACCAACUGGGACAAUUGAACGAGUUUUUGAAGAAAUAUAUCCAGAUCUGUAAAGUAUACCGUCAAUUGUGCAACAAGAUCAAUAAUGUAAAUGAAAAGCCUAGGAUUGUGGAUAUCUUGGCCGAUACAAACUAUCUUGAAAAGAUGUUUUUUGAGUUUUUCGGAAAAGAUUUCUUCAAGAGUGUUAUUUGCAAACCAGCAAAUGUCCGAAAUGACUCCAGUUCCGACUGGGAGAUUGGUAGCAGAGAGCACGAAGAGAAUUAUUUGAAGGUAAUGAAGUAUUGCCUCUUUAUCCAGUUACGCACCAAUCUAUCUGGAAUGUAUUAUAUGAUUGCCAUUCAUUAUGAAAAUGAGUACAACGAAUCACGUACACCAUCGAUGAAUGCAGGAAUUGAGCUAUUCAAAAUUUACAUCAAGAGUGUUGUGCAACUCGUGUAUAUCAUGUCAUAUGUUUUGGACAACUCUGUCGAUAUUUUUGGCAAAAACUAUGACUACGUGCUCACCUCGUCGAAUGAACGGCACAUGAUUAGAACGCACUCUUUUCUUACAUCGUUUUUUGUGCGUUUACUACAUCAAAAAAAGGAUCUUUCAUUCAAGGUGUUUAAGGAGCCAUCGUAUAUCCCGCGUCUUGAAGUUAUAGAUACAUUAUUCACAAUUGUUCUUAUUGAAGCGGAAUUGUUUGUGGGGAAUUUCAAAAAGUUAUCACGCACAUACAUUAAUAGUUAUCGACUCUACAUCAUGACGUAUAUCAUUCUUAGACAAUGUGUUGAAAACCCCGAGGUAUUCUUUGAGAAAGCAGUAAAUGAUCAACAAUUUUUUCACCAGGGGACUAACAUGAUUGAGUUUUUCAGUAUUGCUGAGUUGCAACACUUGUGCCGUUUAUGUGGAGAGUUCCGCACUGCAAAAGAAGAACAGCGCAAACUAAAGAAUGAGAGAUUGCGUGCCAAAGGCAUCCAUGUCGAUGAUGACGAUGAUGAUGACAAGAAUAAUAACAAUAACAAUAAUAAUGAUGAUGAAUAUGGCAAUAAAUUCGAUACUUUCAGUAUGGAUCAGUACAAUGACUUGGACUUGCCCACAUUCAGAGAUGACGACUUAUUGUUGGGUAGACCCUCUCCUGGAGGCUCAUCUACAAAUCCAAUGUCUUUUUUCGAUGAUAAAAAGAUAUUCAGUAACUUGAACAAUUUGAAUGAUGAUGCGUUGGACCCUAUUACAUGUACUGAUGAUUUAAUUCGGUUGUUCAAUAUUUAUGGGGACUUUGAUCAGGAGUUAUUUCAAGCCUCAUCGUCAUAG
Messenger RNA from Lodderomyces elongisporus, 4389 nucleotides. RefSeq names its product Zcf13p (gene ZCF13). The transcript has a single exon. Gene Ontology annotation, biological process: DNA-templated transcription; positive regulation of transcription by RNA polymerase II. Gene Ontology annotation, cellular component: nucleus. Lineage: Eukaryota; Fungi; Ascomycota; Pichiomycetes; Serinales; Debaryomycetaceae. The record is from RefSeq and is a predicted model, not a curated record. Gene Ontology annotation, molecular function: RNA polymerase II cis-regulatory region sequence-specific DNA binding; zinc ion binding; DNA-binding transcription factor activity, RNA polymerase II-specific. The coding region runs from base 1 to 4389 and encodes 1462 amino acids.